Messenger RNA from Plasmopara halstedii, 483 nucleotides. RefSeq lists its product as uncharacterized. The record is from RefSeq and is a predicted model, not a curated record. Lineage: Eukaryota; Oomycota; Peronosporomycetes; Peronosporales; Peronosporaceae. The coding region runs from base 1 to 483 and encodes 160 amino acids. The transcript has 4 exons.
AUGACGAAGGCAAGGCAACAGGAAAUGCCACGAAUCUGCGAGAACGAGGUAGGACUGCUGUCGAGCGGGGACAACGUGGCAACUGAAGGAGAAGAGAAAGAAGAGGAUAUCGCGUCCACGCAUAAUCCCACAACAAGGGAUUGUGAGAGUGUUGAUCACUCACAGUCAUUGAGCAAUGAUAUCGAGCAACUGACGCCUUACGUGGCUAAGUGCUUUGGACAUCUAGAGACACUAAGGAAGCGCAAACGCGACCAGGAGGAACAAGUGGAGGCUCUUGUCGAGGAAACCUUCGGACAUAUCGAAGCCAUCAUGCAGGAAAUAAUGCGCGGGUUGCAGGAGCGCCAUGCUGCUUCGCACGCGCAGUUCGUAUCUACCGACUACGAGCUCACGCGCAGUCUCCGCGCACACAACCGGACAGAGAAAAAACUUAAGAUGGUUGCAGCCAUCUUACUGCACGAAGAAGGCGACUUGGAGCUCGAAUAG